This is a messenger RNA of Maudiozyma saulgeensis, 2787 nucleotides long. Lineage: Eukaryota; Fungi; Ascomycota; Saccharomycetes; Saccharomycetales; Saccharomycetaceae. The record is from the annotation of a GenBank genome assembly.
AUGACAUCGUUAUAUGCUCCAAGUGCAGACGACGUAAUACAAAGGCUUCGUCCAUUUGGAUUCUUUUUUGAAAAGUCAUUGAAAGAUUUGAUAAGGGGAAUACGAUCACAUAAUGACACCCCAGAACAAUUGGAAUUAUUCCUAGAAGGUCAAUUAUCAGAAUGUAGACAAGAAGCCAAUUCCUCAAACAUGGAAAUGAAAACGAAUGCUAUAUUAAAACUUACUUAUCUAGAAAUGUAUGGUUAUGAUAUGUCAUGGUGUAAUUUCCAUAUAUUAGAAGUGAUGAGUAGUAAUAAACUACAACAGAAAAGGGUUGGAUAUUUAGCAGCAUCACAGUCAUUUCAUAAGGAUGCAGACGUCCUGAUGUUAGCUACAAAUUUAUUGAAAAAAGAUCUUAAAUAUGGUGGUAGUAAUGAUGUAUUCAAAGUGGGAAUUGCGUUAAGUGGUUUAUCUACAAUUGUUACUCCUGAACUAGCAAAGGAUAUAGUGGAUGAUCUGUUUUUAAUGCUAAACAGCUCCAAACCAUAUAUUAGAAAGAAGACGGUUACAGCUUUAUAUAAAGUGUUCUUGGAAUACCCUGAAGCUUUACAGAGUAAUUUUGAUAAUUUUACGUCGAAAUUAGAAGAUCCUGAUAAAUCAGUAGUGUCUGCUACCAUUAGUGUAGUAUGUGAAUUAUCCAAGAAAAAUCCGGCCCCCUUUAUCAAAUUAUCACCAUUAUUAUAUGAAAUACUAAUUGAUAUCAAUGAUAAUUGGAUCAUUAUUAGAUUAUUGAAACUAUUUACAAACUUAUCGAAAAUUGAGCCGAAAUUGAAAGGAAGAUUGUUGCCAAAGAUAGUAGAGUUGAUGGAUUCAACUAAUGCUGCCUCUGUGCUUUAUGAAUCUGUAAAUUGCAUUAUUUCGGGAAAUAUGCUUGACGAAAAUGAUUAUGAUGUUGCAUUCCAAUGUUUAGAAAUCUUGAACAGAUUUUGUAAUUCUCAAGACUCCAAUUUAAGAUAUAUUAGUUGUGUCUUAUUUUAUAAAAUUGGGAAAAUUAAUUCUAAUUUCAUAUCCCAAUACGAUGAGUUAAUUAUGAAAUUAAUAAGUGACAUUGAUAUCUCAAUUAGAUUAAAGGCUAUUGAACUAAUAGAAGGUAUUGUUUCUGAAGAUAACUUAAAGACAAUAGUAUCCACUUUAGUAAAACAAUUUGUGGGAGAUGAAGUUGCUAUCAUUGAAACCAACAGGGGAACUUCAAAGGAAAUACCGAUUGUAAUAUCGGACAAUUAUAAGAUUAAAAUUGUCAACGUGAUUCUAAAUAUUUGUGGAAUGGAUAAUUAUUCAAAUGUGGACAACUUUGAUUGGUAUAAUGCUGUGCUUUACGACCUUGCAAUAGUAUCGUUAGAUUUAAAUGAAGAUGACCUCGGAACAAAGAUCGGUAACCAAUUAAGAAAUCUGAUGAUCAGAGUUCCAGAUAUGAGACAUACUACUAUAGUGAAUAUAAUAAAAAUCACAUCUUUAGAUUCAGUUGAGGUUAGAUUACCAACGAUAUUGGAAAGCUGUAUAUGGUCACUAGGUGAAUAUGCAACAUACCUAGAAAAUGGGGAUGCCCUAAUAAAAUUAUUUAUCAAAAAAGGUUUACACAUGCCACAUUCGACACAAGAUGCGGUUAUUAUUGCUGUGGUAAAAUUAUUUAGUUCUUGGUGUACUAGAAACAGCGAUCAAAUUGAUUAUAUCAAAGAUAUUUUGGAACAAAUGGUUGAUUUUUUGACCCAAUUGAAUUUUUCAAAAUCUUUUGAAGUUCAAGAGAUGAGUAUUCAGAUGUCUGAAAUUUUGAAAUUAACUCUUGAAGCAUUAGAAGAACAAUCAGAUGAGAUUCCACUACUAUUAAGUGAUGUCUUACCUAGCUUUUUCAACACCUAUGAGUUAACACCGAUAUCUUUAGGAACUCAAAAACAAUUACCAAAGGGUAUAGACUUUGAUAUUGACCUUCCAUUUUUAAGUCAAGAAGAUCUGGACAACAUAUUAGAUGAUCAAGAAACAUUAGCUGAAGAAGAUAUGGAUAUAUACGACUCAGAUAGGUUCUCUUUAGUUAGUGAUGAUAAGAAUUAUGGACAUGAGGCAUCAUAUGAAGAUGGGAGUAGUGACGAAAGCGAAACCGACCAUUUUAAUGAUACAUAUAAGGAUUUUGACGAAGAAAAGUAUAACGAAGAACGUAAAAAAGAAACAUUAUCUAAUCCAUUUUACCUAGAUGAACCAACUGGAGAUGGGAAUCAUUACAAAUUCAGUGAUAUUUUAUCAACCGAUAAUGAGCAAAGAGAAAAAAGUUUAAAUGCUAUGGAGAUCAUAAAGGUAAAUGACAAUUCGCAUGGGAGUCAAAAGAUAAAUGAUAAGAAGAAAAAGAAGAAGAAGACCAAAAAAGUGAAAGUUCUCGCCGACCAAACUAUAGUAAUUCCAGGGGUCACAGAGGUCGAUGCAUCUAGUAAAAAUAAUAAAUCUCAAUCUCUACCUAACCCUAUCAGCUCAAAGAAAAUUAGUUUGAGGAUGCAUACUAAAUUAGAAGAUUUUAAUUUUGACGAACAAAACAAAAAUAACUCUGAUGAAGAUCAAGCUUUAGAACACCUAAGAUCAAAAUUCGAAGAACAAGACAUAAAUAAUGAUAACCCUAAUACCUCAAAUGAAGAUGAAGUUAUUGUUAUUAAAAAGAAGAAAAAGAAGAAGAAAUCUAAAUCAAAAGAGGAUGGAACAUCAAAAAAGAAGAAAAAGGAGCGUAAAUCAAAAGAGGGAAGUCUAGAAGCUACUCCCCAACUGUAG